CAACCAUGGUCAAUGCAAGUUUGAGAGCGAAACCCGACUAGUCACUUGACAAUAUAUAUGGAAAUAUUCGAGAUUUUGGAUGAAGAGGAGAAGAAGAAAAUUGCAGAAAAGAAAGAGAAGGUUGUAUUAAUUAAUCAUUAGCUUGAUUAAUUAAUAAGCAUGUUGACUUCCAACCAUUAGCAUGCAGCACCUUACUUAAUUGGAACUUAGUUUAAUUAAACCUUACACUUAAUUAAGCUUUGGUUUCAAUUAAGCAUGUCUGCUGCCAUCACGUGCCCAUUUCUUCCUUCCUUCUUGGCCACUCCCAUGAUGCCACGUGGCUGUCCUAUCUCCCUCCUCACUCUCAGCGAUCUGCAGCCACAAACCUGAAUUAAUCCCAUCAUAUAUUCUCUCUUCCUCACACUGACCACGAGGGAAUUAUCCAUAUAUAUACAUCCUCCAACAGUAGCCGACCGGGAGGGGAUAUACUCUCUCACCCAACCAUCAAUUAUCGAAUUCCCCUUCCCCUUCGACCACCAGACAUACUCCGGCGCCGCACCACAGAUUCCUUCAAUUACCCAUUAUUCUCUCUACCAUCACUCCCUCUCCUCUCAACUAUUCUUCAUCAUCACCACCCAAAGUUCAUCAAUUCUUCAUAAUUCCAGAUUUUGAGGUACAAGAGAGAGUAUAAUUCCAAGCUAGUCAUGCUCACUCUCUAGUGUAGUUGUGAUUAGUCUCGGUCUCUUCCUCUUUUCUAACUCUCUUCUUGCUUUAAUUUUUUUGUAAUUGAUGAAUUUCUUUGUGGGUAUGUUGAUGGAUUGUGAGUAGUUUCUUAUUUGGGUCUAGGGCUUGAAGCCCUAGCAAUUUUUAUCAUGUAAUGACAUUAAUUUUUGGUGCUUAAUGAAAGUGUGUUGUGGUUUUUGUUUAUGACUUUGCGUAAUUUUCGAUGGGAAUUUGUUAUAAAAAUUGGCCAAAUUUAUGACUAGUUCUUGUCCUCAUCAUGAAAUUCAUUUAAUUAGUGGCUUAAUUUUAUGAAUGAGCAUGUUGUCGUGAGCAAAUUGUCAGUCUCUAAAAAUUGACUUAAUGCCAUUUUAUGCAUGUUAGGAGCCCUAGUCCGGUCUUAAUGUGUGUGAUAUGAGAAUGUGAAUGCCCUAGCCCGGAUUUACAUUAUUUUCGUACUAUGAGAAUGUGAAUGCCCUAGUCCGGAUUUGCAUUAUCACUCUAAGGCCCUAGUCCGGCUUAGAGUUAGGGAUUGCGCCAUUUCCCUUUUGUUGUGUGCCAAAAUUGUGUUGUUACGGUAAAUGAUUGCUAGAGUGGAUGCCUUAGUACCCAAAAUUUUAUCCAUUGUUUUCCAAACCUUUAAAUUUCUAGCACUUUACUUUUUUGCAAAUUUUAAUUUUCUAGUUUUUAAUUUCCAAAACCAAAAAUUAAUUCCCCCAAAUAUUUGCUCACAUUUUUCAUUGUAAGUACCAUAAGGCCUUGAGCGUACCAAUUUAUUUUGGUGAGUUCUUGGCUACUUUUUGGCUUCGGGAGACCUAAGCCGUGCAUGUGUGAGACUUGGUGUUUCACUUAGCCAUUUUACUAUUUUUUCUUUUAGUUUAGCAAGUGACUUUUGUGACCCAUAAACCAUUGGAUUUGAGUUAGCUCAAGAUCCCCGAGGUACGAUAUUUCCGGGUUUAAAUAUUUCCCAAUUCUUUGAUGACCGUGUCCUUGUUGCGCGUAAGUUGCAUUUUAGGCAUCAAAUCAAAUGGCGCCGUUGCCGGGGAUUAGAGUGUAAUAUCUCUAAUCCCUUGGUUUUAGGUGGUUAGGUCACUUGCAUUAUUUUCUUAGUCGUAGUUAAAUUUUCUUUGUGUGUUUAGCGUAAAAAAAUAAAAAAUAAAAAAAUUGGUGAUUGUUUGUUUUAGUUUGCUUAUUUUUGUUUCUUUUUACUUGUGUGAUUUGUUUGUUGAGACAUUGUGGUUAUUUCUAUCGAAGUGACGGGCCUUGUAUUACUUUGUAGUACAUGUAAGACAUGAGCAUCGAUAGCGAUCGUCACUUGGCUUGACUUGUUUGCUAGCUUUUUAUUAUAUUUUCUAAUUAGUUAGUUUCUUGAGUUGUUAGCUUUUCACUUAUUCUUUGGUUAAUUUAUUUUAUUUUCUUGUUUAAUUGUUGUCUUACCUUAUCUCAUUACAUCCCCCAUUCAUUGUGAAGCGUGAAAUUGGAUUCAAGUUGCUUAUUUUGUGAAUUCUUGAGUAUUUCUUACGUGGUCAUAUUUUUGCGAGGUGCAUGAGUGAAACUCCAAAGAGACAAAGAGGUCGUCCAAGAAAGCGAGCACCUCCUAGACCAAGAGUACAUCCAAGAAGCCUUUCACCGAGUCCAUUAAGAUCACAACCUACAAACACCAUGGGGGAGCGAAAGACAAUGAGGGAAUACACUAGUCCCACAAUUGUUGAUCAUCCUUCUUGUAUUGUGCUCCCUCCAUGCGAGCAUCAUUUUGAGAUCAAGCCAAGUACUUUGAGCAUUCUACCCAUAUUCCAUGGCAUGCCCUCAAAUAAUCCCUAUGAUCAUAUUGCGGAGUUUGAAGAAGUGUGUACUACCGUUCAACUACAUGGUCUCAAUCCCGAUGGUUUAAAGCUUAGAUUGUUCCCUUUCACACUCAAGGACUAUGCGAGGAAGUGGUUAAGUAAGUUGCCUCCUAGAUCGAUACGCACAUGGGUUGAGAUGCAAGAAACUUUCUUGGGAAAAUAUUUUCCUCCUUCAAGAACUUCCAAUGUUAGAGAUGAGCUUGUUGCAUUCCAACAACUCCCACAAGAAAGUUUUAAUGAGUGUUGGGAGCGAUUCAAGGACUUGGAGAUGUCAUGUCCUCACCAUGGGUUAGAGAAGUGGUUCCUUGUGGACAAGUUCUAUAGAGGAUUGAUGCCGGAUCAAAGGCAAAGGGUUGACACUUUUAGUGGUGGAACUAUUGCAAGUAAACUCCCGGAUGCCGCUUGGGACACAUACGAGGAGCUUUCUCUCAACUCCCUUCAAUGGGAUGAUCUUGAUACAAGGAGACGGCAAGUGCAUAACAAGGAGAGUAUACCUAACCGAGGUGGUAUUUAUGAGGUUCAAGGGACAUCAACCGGGCCUUCUAUGCAUGAAUUCAAAAGGUUAGAAGGCAAGAUUGACCAAUUUCUAAAUCAAGUUAACCGGAACCCUCCUCAAGCACAAGUCAAGAUGGCGACUUCUACACCAUGUUUGCUUUGUGAGAGCCUAGCACAUUCCACUCAAGAGUGCCAUUUAUCUUCUCAAUAUCCAGAAUUUAUGGAGGAGCAUGUUAACCAAGUGGGUAGUUUUGUGCCAAGGAACCCAAGAAAUGAUCCAUACUCCAACACUUAUAACCCCGGUUGGAGAAAUCACCCCAAUUUUUCUUGGAAAGAUCAAGGUGGAGUUUCUAAUAUGCACCCAAGAGGAAAGCAAGGCUUUGGAGGCAACCAAGGCCAAGGAUCAUCCAAUUUCAUGCCCCAUGGCAAUGUGCACCAAGGAAACACUCAUUUUAUGCCUAUUUCUUCACAAGGGCAGCAGGCAUAUAUGCCUUAUUCUCAUGGUCAAGCCACUUUUUCACAAGGAUUCCAAGCUCCAAAUGUCUUUCCCGGGUUUACACAAGGUAUUGGCUAUAGUGGUAGCAAGCUUCAAGAUAAUUCUAGCUCAUCAUUUCAAGGUCCAAAUCAAGGCGAGAGCUACAAUUCCCCACCUAUUCUUCAAGGCAUGCAGAUUCAAGCUCCAAGUGAACCAAAGAAGCCUAAUUUUGAAGAAUUGAUGGGUGAGUUCCUCAAGGUUCAAACUUCUACCAAUGUGGAGACCAAGCAAAACAUCUCUUCACUAGCUCAAGGGUAUCAAAGUCUACAACAAAGCAUGACUAAAUUAGAGAUGCAAAUGGGCCAAAUAGCCACCAAUUUGAGUGAGAGACCAAUGGGAGCUCUUCCUUCCACAACGGAGAAGAACCCGAAGCAUGUAGCCAAGGCUAUUACUACUCUUAGAAGCGGGAGGACAUACGACAAUAAGGUAUAUUUACCUUCAUCUUCUCAAUCCCCUUUGCAUGUGAAUGCCCCAUUUAAUGCUCCCUCUCCUACUAUAUCACCUUCUCUUGGUAAUUGUGUUUCCCCUUCCACACAUGUUCCCAACUCUACCUCUCUACAUUCUAAUGAUGAUUAUGUGUUGGUUGAGGAAUAUGAUAGUGAUAAUCGUGAUAUGCAUGAUGGUGCCACGAGGGAAGAAAAUGUACCUCGUGGCAAUUUGAAUAAUGAUUAUUUGCAUGCUUUUAAUUCAAAGGAGGAUGGGAACCGGGGGGAAGAAAAUGUACCCCCGGGAAUUGGAGUGGGUGAUGUGGCUUUGAAUGCAAAAGGAAGAAAUAAGGGGGUGGAUAAGGUAGCCGGAGGGGAAGAAAAUGUACCCUCCGGAGGAGUUUCUAAUGUUGACAAGCCUCACACAAGCCAAGCUUCGGUUUCUCCCACUUUUAUUCAAGGCAAGACUACAAAUCCUUCUAUUGUGCAACCGAUGGUUUCUAGAGAUAUUGUAGAUCCUAAGAAUGGGAAUUCCAUGGCUCUUGAUAAUUUGGGUGAGGCUAUGAAGGCUAGGGACCCCAAUGAAGCCAUAAGUAACCCUAGGGAUCCAUCAAGUGGUCAAGCAUCUACUCAAGCUCAAAAGCCAAGAAAGGGUCCAAUUUGUGUGCCUCCUCUAGAUAUGACGGAUUAUGAGAUUCCAUUGCCUUAUCCUCAAGUGAAGCGGAAGCAAGAGUUAAAGAAGAAGCAAGAAGCACAAACGAAAGAGUUCAUUGAGUUGUUCAAGAAAGUCAACAUCAAUAUCCCUUUGUUGGAAGCCAUAAAGCAAGUGCCUUCUUAUGCUAAAUUUCUAAAGGAUGUGUGCACAAACAAAAGAGCAUUCAAGGAGCAUGAACAAGUUUGUCUAAGUGAGAGUGUAUCAGCUAUUCUUCAAGGAAAAUUGCCUCCUAAACUUAAAGAUCCCGGUAGUUUCACCGUGCCAUGCACUAUUGGGUCAAGAUUCUUUGACAAGGCGAUGUUGGACUUAGGAGCAAGUAUUAAUUUGAUGCCAUAUGAUAUUUAUCGAACACUUGGUCUUGAUGAUCUUAAGCCUUUAAAAAUUUCAUUGAAAAUGGCGGAUAGGAGUAUUGUCUACCCAAGAGGGAUGCUAGAAGAUGUGCUUGUGAAGAUUGAUUCUCUCUAUGUGCCGGCGGAUUUUGUUGUUCUUGACAUGGCUAAGAGUAUUGAUGUUGAGGAGGAUGAAUCUCCUAUAUUGCUUGGUAGAGCAUUCAUGGCCACCGCCGAUACCAACAUUAGUGUAAAGAAGGGAAUCUUGACGAUGACCGUUUUUGAUACUACUAUUGGCUUUCGAAUUUUUGAUGCCAUGAGAAGUCCUCUUCACUUAGGUGAGUGUUUUCGGGUAGAUGUGGUUGAUUCCAUGGUGGAGAAGACUUUCAUUGAAACAAGUGCCAAGGAUUCUUUAGUAGCUUCUAUUAUGCAUCAUGGAGAAGAGUUCAAUGACAAAAGUAUUGAAGAAGAUGAUUCCACUAUUGAAGUUGCUAUGCCCACCUCUUCCUCACACACUCCUAUUAGCAUGCUUGAUUUUCAACCGAAGUUGUUGCCGUCUAUUAUUUCUCCUCCUACACUUGAGCUAAAGCCUCUCCCAUCUACUCUCAAGUAUGCAUUUUUGGGACCUAAUGACACAUUGCCGGUGGUUAUCUCCUCCAAGCUUUGUGACGUUGAUGAAGCCAAGUUAUUGAAGGUGUUGAAAGAGCACAAAGGAGCUUUGGGGUGGACUAUAAUGGACAUAAAGGGAAUAUGUGCUAGCAAGUGUAUGCAUCACAUUUACAUGGAGGAAGGUAGCAAGCCCUCUAGAGAUGCUCAAAGAAGACUUAACCCUCCUAUGAUGGAAGUGGUCAAGAAUGAGGUGACAAAGCUUCUAGAUGCCGGUGUGAUUUAUCCUAUUUCGGAUUCAAAAUGGGUUUCUCCUGUACAAGUCGUUCCUAAGAAAGGUGGAAUGACGGUGGUGAAGAAUGACAAAGGAGAAGAUGUUCCUCAAAGGGUGCAAAAUGGUUGGAGGGUAUGCAUAGAUUAUCGGAAGUUGAAUAGUGCUACUAGAAAGGAUCAUUUCCCUCUACCUUUCAUUGACUACAUGUUGGAGAGAUUGGCGGGACAUUCCUAUUUUUGCUUCUUAGAUGGCUAUAGUGGAUAUAAUCAAAUUGUGAUUGCUCCCGAAGACCAAGAAAAGACGACUUUCACUUGUCCUUUUGGUACCUUUGCUUAUAGGCGUAUGCCCUUUGGCUUAUGUAAUGCUCCGGCAACCUUCCAAAGAUGUAUGAUGGCUCUAUUUCAUGAUAUGACCGAAAAAUUCAUGGAAAUCUUUAUGGAUGAUUUUUCGGUUCAUGGUAACACUUUCGAUGAUUGCCUACACCAUUUGACCCUAGUCUUGAAGCGUUGUGAAGAAAGCAAUUUGGUCUUGAAUUGGGAGAAGUGCCAUUUCAUGGUGGAAGAGGGCAUUGUCUUAGGUCAUGUGGUUUCUAAGAGGGGAAUUGAGGUGGACAAAGCAAAGAUUGAAGUCAUUGAAAAGCUACCUCCACCGGUGAACAUCAAAGGUAUAAGAAGCUUUUUGGGACAUGCCGGCUUUUAUCGAAGAUUUAUUCCAAAUUUUUCCAAGAUAUCCAAGCCUCUAUGUGAUUUGUUAGCAAAAGAUGCUCCUUGGGACUUCAAUGAAGCUUGUCUCAUUGCUUUCAAUGAAAUCAAGAGACUCUUGACUUGUGCUCCUAUUAUGUGUGCUCCCGAUUGGUCACUCCCAUUUGAGUUGAUGUGUGAUGCUUCCGAUUUUGCCUUAGGGGCGGUGUUGGGACAAAAGCAUGGGAGAUUGAUGCAUGCCAUCUAUUAUGCAAGUAGAACCUUGAAUGAAGCUCAAGUGAAUUACACAACAACGGAGAAAGAACUCUUGGCUAUCAUAUUUGCAUUAGAAAAGUUUCGGAGUUAUCUCUUGGGUUCUAAAGUGAUUGUGCACACGGACCACUCGGCAUUGAAGUAUCUCUUAGCCAAGAAAGACUCCAAGCCAAGACUUAUUAGAUGGGUUUUGCUUCUACAAGAGUUUGACAUAGAGAUUCAUGACAAAGCCGGCAAGGAAAAUGUGGUAGCGGACCAUUUGUCAAGACUUAUUGAUGGGGGAGAUGAUUGUAUUAUUCCUAUUGUUGAUUCAUUUCCGGAUGAGCAACUCUUUACUGUUACAUCAAGGGAGCUUCCAUGGUUUGUUCACAUUGUCAAUUAUUGGGCAAGUGGUGGUACAUUUAUUCCGGAGGAUUGGGACUAUCAAACCAAGAGGAGAUUUAGAAGAGAUGCAUGUCGGUAUGUAUGGGAUGACCCUAUUCUAUGGAAAGUUGGUCAAGACGAAGUUUUGAGAAGAUGUGUGCCACAAUGGGAAGUUCCUAAUAUUCUUGAGCAUUGUCAUUCCCACACUUGUGGUGGACAUUUUGGUGGAAAGAAGACCGCUUUCAAGAUCCUACAAGCCGGCUUCUUUUGGCCCACAUUAUUCAAAGAUUCUCAUGAUUAUGCCAAAAAGUGUGACCGAUGUCAAAGAGUGGGGAGAAUCACCUCUAGAGACCAAAUGCCUUUGACUAACAUCAUUGAGGUGGAAAUCUUUGACACAUGGGGAAUAGACUUUAUGGGGCCCUUUCCUAAUUCAAAUGGGUUUGAGUACAUUCUUGUUGCGGUGGAUUACGUGUCAAAAUGGGUAGAAGCGCAAGCAACUCGGACUAAUGAUGCUAAGGUAGUUCUUAAAUUCCUCCAAGAGCACAUCUUUACUAGAUUUGGCACACCCAAGUUCAUCAUAAGUGAUGGUGGUUCCCAUUUUAUCAACCGAGCAUUUGCUUCACUUUUGAAGAAAUAUGGGGUUAAACACAAGGUCGCCACUCCCUACCACCCGCAAACAAGUAGGGAAGUGAAGGGAAUUCUAGAGAAGACGGUGAAUAGCUCAAGGAAGGAUUGGAGUACCAAACUUGAUGAUGCUUUGUGGGCAUACCGUACCGCAUAUAAGACCCCUUUGGGCAUGACUCCAUUCCGACUUGUUUAUGGCAAGGCUUGCCACUUACCCGUAGAGCUUGAGCACAAGGCAUUUUGGGCAAUAAAGCAAUUAAAUUUUGAUCUAGCCAAAGCGGGUGAGAAGCGAAAAUUUGAUCUCUAUGAGUUGGAGGAAAUAAGAAGGGAGGCUUAUGAUAGUACCAAUUUGUUUAAGGAGAGGACAAAGGUAACACAUGAUAAAAGACUUGUUGAGAAGAUCUUUGAGCCUCAUCAAAAGGUGCUCCUAUACAAUUCUAAGCUUCAUCUUUUCCCCGGAAAAUUAAGAUCUCGUUGGAGUGGACCGUAUGAAGUGGUUGAGGUAUUCCCACAUGGAGCUAUUGAAGUCAAGAACUUAAGGAAUGGGGAAACAUUCAAGGUCAAUGGGCAUCGCCUAAGGCCUUACUUUGACCAUACUUAUGAGGCUUGUAAAGAGGUGCAAUUCCUUGAUGACACCACUUUGAAGUGAGAAGCAAUAUGAGAUAGACCGGCUUUGAGGUCUCUAAAAAGAAGCGCUAGUGGGGAGGCAACCCCACCAAAUUUUGAGAGUUUGAUUAUCCUUUUUAUAGAAGUAGUAGUUGAAUAAGGCCUUUUUGGCCAUGCUUUUGGAGGUUGGGAGGGUAUGGAGAUGGAGUUUGUUUUUGGGAGGAGCUUGCUACUCCUGUUGUGGAGGAUUGGAAGCUCCAACGACCACAAUCACUUGAAAAUAGAAACUUGAACCAUUUAAGCACCAUGGAGCCUAACUUGGAGCAUACGCAAAGGAAGUCAAGGCUUAUGCCUUGAGGUUGGUGUCUAUUGGUCUUCUCCGAAGGUCGUGAGCUAUGGGAUGUCUACAAAGGGGGUUUUCGCAUUUCUUCUCCGCAUUUAGAUUUUUUUCAUUUUCAUAGUUAUCUUUUGUGCCUACGCCCAGACUUCACUCUCAUGCCUAAAUCCGACAUGGAUUUGGCUUUCGAGCUCACUUUGCAACAUUGAGGACAAUGUUGGUUUUAAGUGUGGGGGUGAGGGCUCGGGCGCCUAUGAAAAAAAAAAAAAA
Rosa chinensis is the source of this 9075-nucleotide messenger RNA. RefSeq lists its product as uncharacterized. The record is from RefSeq and is a predicted model, not a curated record. Gene Ontology annotation, biological process: DNA integration. Gene Ontology annotation, molecular function: nucleic acid binding. The transcript has a single exon. Bases 2245 to 8511 code for a protein of 2088 amino acids. NCBI's taxonomy places the organism in Eukaryota, Viridiplantae, Streptophyta, Magnoliopsida, Rosales, Rosaceae.